Molecule: messenger RNA, 8609 nt
Organism: Dunckerocampus dactyliophorus (ringed pipefish)
Lineage: Eukaryota; Metazoa; Chordata; Actinopteri; Syngnathiformes; Syngnathidae
Gene: slc44a5b
Product: solute carrier family 44 member 5b
Exons: 22
Coding region: 238-2358 (706 amino acids)
Biological process (GO): transmembrane transport
Cellular component (GO): membrane
Molecular function (GO): transmembrane transporter activity
Source: RefSeq, a predicted model, not a curated record
CCGGCGGACCCUUUAAGGCCAUUUUGGAAUAAUUAAUGACGUCGAGCUGUAAACAAGACUGACGCUCCAAACUGCGUGGCCGAAGCGAGCAUCCUCUGGUGGACCCACCGACCGAGACCUCGCCAGUGCCGCCUGGUCGCCGCGGUUUUGUUUCGGCUGACGUCCACGGCAGUUUCCCCACUCGACUCGUCUUAUGCAGUCCCUGGGUCCAGAACGCAUCGGUCCCGCUUGAGUGUCAUGGCUCGGAAGACGGACAUUCCCUCCAUCUACUACGGUGAGCCACGGAAGUUUGACCCAAAGUUCAGAGGGCCAGUUCAUAACAGGAGCUGCACGGAUGUGGUCUGCUGCAUUAUUUUCAUCAUCGUCAUCCUCGGCUACAUCGCACUGGGCACUGUGGCCUGGAUCCAUGGCGACCCCAGGAAGGUGGCCUAUCCAACUGACAGCCAAGGGCAGUUCUGUGGCCAGCAGGACACUCCUAAUGCAAAUAAAGCCAUCUUGUUCUACUUCAACAUGUUGAAAUGUGCCAACCCUGCAGUGUUAAUUAACCUCCAGUGCCCUACAACUCAGCUCUGUGUCUCCAAGUGCCCUGACAGAUUUGCCACGCUCCGAACUGCCCAGAAUACCACAACCUGGGAGUAUUACAAGCAGUUCUGCAAACCGGGCUUUGGCAGUAAGCCGAUUGAAGAGGUCAUACGAGAUGAUGACUGCCCAUCCAUGAUUGUGCCAAGCAGACCCUUUCUUCAGCGGUGCUUCCCUGAUUUCAUCACAAGAAAUGGAAUCUUAACUGUAGCCAACCAGACCUUCUUUAAUGACGGACUCAAUGUAAGAAGUGUCAACGACCUAAAAGAUGCUGCCAACGGCAUCUCCAGUCUGCUGAAUGCCAAAGAAUUUAGCUUGAGGAUCUUUGAGGAUUAUGCAAAUUCCUGGGAUUGGAUCCUCUUAGCUCUGGUCAUAACUAUGGUGGUCAGCCUACUCUUCAUCCUGCUGCUGCGCUUCACUGCCGGCGUGCUGCUGUGGCUCAUCAUCUUCGGCGUCAUUGCCGCGGUCGGCUACGGUAUUGGCCACUGCUACUGGGAGUACAGUAUGCUUAGCGGGAAGCCGGGCGCCAACGUCACCAUCUCAGAUAUUGGCUUCCAGACAGACUUCAGCAUUUACCUGAAGCUCAGCCAGACGUGGCUCGUCUUCAUGAUCUCGCUGUCCGUGAUCGAGGCCAUCAUUGUGAUUAUGCUGAUUUUCCUGAGGAAGCGGCUCCAGAUUGCCAUUGCGCUUUUAAAGGAGGGAAGCAAGGCCAUCAGCUACAUCAUGACAACUCUCCUCUAUCCCAUCUUCACCUUCUUCCUGCUGUCUCUCUGCAUCGCUUAUGGCGCAGUCACAGCAAUCUUGUUAGCAUCCUCUGGUAACGCCGUGUACAAGGUGACGUCUGCACAUGACAAAUGUAUCUAUGGCAACCUCACAUGCAAUCCAAAGACGUUCAGUGCAACCAACAUCACCACCGUGUGCCCAGGGUCGCAGUGCUUGUUCGCCUUCUACGGCGGCGAGAGCACGUACCACCGCUACAUCUUCGUCCUCCACCUGUGUAAUCUGUUUGCCUUCCUGUGGAUGGUCAACUUCACCAUCGCGCUGGGCCAGUGUACUCUGGCUGGGGCCUUUGCGUCUUAUUACUGGGCGCUGAGGAAGCCCAGAGACAUCCCCCCCUGCCCGCUGUUCUCAUCUUUUUGCAGGGCCUUACGCUAUCACACAGGCUCACUGGCCUUUGGUGCGCUCAUCCUCUCUGUGGUACAAAGCAUCCGCAUUGUCCUCGAGUACCUGGACCACAAACUGAAAGGUUCCCAGAAUGCAUACGCUCGCUUCCUGCUGUGCUGCCUCAAAGGUUGCUUCUGGUGCUUGGAACAUUUCAUCAAGUUCAUCAACAGAAAUGCAUACAUCAUGAUAGCAAUAUAUGGAAAGAGCUUCUGCACGUCCUCUAAGGAUGCUUUCUUCCUCUUGAUGAGGAAUGUUGUUCGGGUGGCCGUCCUUGACAAGGCCACAGACUUCUUAUUGUUCCUGGGAAAAUUACUCAUUUCAGGAAGUGUUGGUCUGCUUGCAUUUUUCUUCUUCACUCGUAAAUUGCCAGUCAUUCAAGGGGAUGUACCGUCGCUAAAUUACUACUGGGUCCCCCUGCUGACGGUGAUAUUUGGAUCGUACAUGAUUGCACAUGGUUUUUUUAACGUCUACUCCAUGUGCGUGGACACCUUGUUCCUGUGCUUUUGUGAAGACCUGGAGAGGAACGACGGUUCCCCCUCCAGGCCCUACUACAUGUCUCCCGGCCUGCGCAAGAUCUUGCACAAAGCGGAUUCCAUUUCCAAGUCUUCUUUGUGAGCAACCAGUGGCUGUUCAACUAAAAAAACAACAACUGCCGACUCUCUGGCAUUGACUAUUCUUCAUAUCUGCUGUGAGUGAGUGAGUGUGGAUGCAUCACAGCCUGGAUGUGGAAAGACCUUCUUUUUCCAGAUGCUUUUUCCUCCCCACCUUCUCUGCAUUCUCUGCCUUACCGAGAGGAUACGUGUCAAAUCACAGGCUGGCCUCAACGGACAAAAUGCAGAAAUGCAACGUACACAUGAUGCCCCAUGUGGUGUAAGGCCAUACUGAAAAAUGGUGGCACUUUUCCUGGAAAAUGAACUUUUAUAUGCACUUUCAUUUCUACAAAGAACCAUGUGACUUAGAGUGGAUAGAGGGGGAAAAAUAAAAUAGCAGGUUUUUAUAUCAUGGAGGGGAAAAAAGAGAAAAACGAUGGAGUUGCAUCGCUCUAAAGUGAAACGAAAACAAUUCCAAUUGGAAAUAGUAUAAAGUGAAUUGGGCUCAAAAACUACAAUAAAGCAAAACUACUGCGCACACUUUGGAGACAAAACCUCGUAUGGAAUAUGCUGUCAGUUCAUUUGUUCCCAGGAAAAACAUCAUAGAACUUUUUAGCAACUUCAGUGUUUCAUAAAGAUUCGUAAAUGUCAUACACUUGUGAAAAGAAGUAGCAUUAAACUAAAACUGAUCAAACCUUUGAUGAGGACACAGGAAGGCGUUGGCAGAGCAAUACUGCCACCUAGUGGUGGUUUAUCGGUAUUGCUGGGAUGAAUAACGCUCGUGUGGUGGAUGUAUAAUGUGUAUUUAUGUUUAGUCAAAUGUAUUUGGAGUAUUUCGUUGUCUCCAGGUCUGUGGUUAUCAUUACACUUAGUGAUAGAAGAGACACACGAAAAAAGAGGACGCAAAACAUUCCAAAAAGGAGUCCAAAUUUUGGGUGUACAGUCAUCCCUCAUUUAUCACCGUUAAUUGGUUCCAGAGGUUAGGAGCUUUGGGUAGUGACCGAAAGGACAAGAUCACGGGUACGAGUUUUCUACGUAGGGUGGCUGGGCUCUCCCUUAGAGAUAAGGUGAGAAGCGCUGUCAUCCGGGAGAGACUCGGAGUAGAACCACUACUCCUCCGCACUGAGAGGAGCCAGAUGAGGUGGCUUGAGCAUCUGGUCAGGAUGCCUCUUGGACGCCUCCCUGGGGAGGUGUUCAGGGCAAGUUAGACCGGUAGAAGGCCUCAGGGAAGACCCAGGACACAUUGGAGAGACUAUGUCUCCCAACUGGCCUGGGAACGCCUCGGGAUCUGCCAGGAGGAGCUGGACGAAGUGGGCCUCCCUGCUUAGGCUGCUGCCCCCACGAACCGAUCUCGGAUAAGCGGUAGAAGAUGGAUGGGUAAUUGGUUCCAGACCUGACCUGAAUUUCUGUAAAUUAGGAUUCAGUAUUAAUAAAUGGCAUAUUUUGGUAGUUAAGAGCAUAGAAAACCUUCUAAAACCAAUCUUUACCAUGUUUAGAGCUCUGUAGACAUGAAAUAACAUCCCUAUACACUUCUUUUAGUCUUUGUGUACAUCACAUUGCUCAACUGUGAUGCGCAGGUUACGAGAUCACUGCAGGGACACAAGAGACAGCCAUGACUUUAAACAUUAGCAAGCUAGUGAGCUAACUAGGUAGUCUCCAAUUUAUUCACUUUAUUCCAAGCUUAAGAAAGGGUUUAAAACAGAGUGGGGAAAAAGGACAAAGAAGCCAAAAACUUACCACUUUCACACUGAAUGGGAGGAAAACCGAUUUUCACUAUCAUGUUGGACAUGUCACGGCUGACUGCAUGCAGUGUGAAGAUAAUCUAAUGUCAUGUCUCACUAAUGGAACAUUACUGACACCUGGUGGCCAGAAUACUCCAUAUAUCUUCGCCUUUCAAUAUUUUUUGACUAAUAAUUAAUAGUAAAAAACGGCGAUCAUUUAUAAAUUCAUUCAUUUUUGAAAAACCAUGAUAUUUUGAGGAACGACUGUACACACUGAUGCAACAUCUUAUUGUACAGUUUUGUUUUUUUUUACAGAUUUAUUCUUCAGUUGAAUUGCACAGGUUGCAGGUCACGUUAUUUUUUUGUUUGUUUGUUUUAGAAAAAACCUUUGAAAAGUAAAAUUUUCAACAAUAUAAAAAGCUGCUAUUUGAACACUUUAUCCACUGGUCCAGCAUGAUGACUUUGAAUUCUAUGUUUCUUUCUUCCACCAUAUUUAUAAUACUAAGAGAUCCCCGCCAAAAAAGAAGGUAUGUAUUUAUUUACAUCACUGCACAUCACGCUCAUAAUAGAUGUACUGUAAACCAGGCUUUGUGGGAGGUCAAGACUUCAAGGGGAGGGACACACUGAUGGAGGAUGAGGUUUUUUUCGGCGGUAGUCGCUGGUUUAUGUGCCUAGUUGUGUUAUAAAAACAAAAAAAAGAUGAAAUUGUUUUGUUUUGUGGUUUUAGAGCUAACACUGGAAACCUUUUGCGAUACAGUUUCUAUAAAAGGAUGUCAAAGCCAUUUUUGGUACAUUUUUUUAUGAUUGGAUGGCUGAGAUGUAGUGCUGUUUUAAUACCGAGUAUAAUCGACACAUCUGUCUCAAGGUUACUCCGUCUUCUUUUGCAUAGAUGACUUUUUUAUCAAUGAAAUCCAAUGACAAUGUGAGUCCCUUUUUUUAAAAAUAAAUCUGAAUGGCUUAAAUCGGUCAGUUCACAAUUUCUUUCUUCUUUUUAUUUGUUUUUUAUUUAAACACACUGCUUCCCCCUUAGUGUGGGAUUUGGAGGUGAACGACGGCUCUCCUCAGCGGCCUUUCUUCAUGAACAAAACGCUGCAACGUAUCCUCAACAAGAAAACAAAGGAGGUCAGAAAAUAGCAGCGCUAAUGAAUGGACUUUUGUCAUUGGGAAAGGUGCAGCCGCUUGGGAAAAAUAUAUUUAAAACACUUGUUAAAAGCCAGGGUGUGCCCAAACCUUUUCAGCUUAAAACCCCAAAAUAGACAUACUGUACAUCAGGGCAGUGGCGGAGCUGGCCACUCUCUGGCCACCCCACUGGCCAUGUGGACAUUUCAGGUAUCAACGCAUUACUCACCCCUAUGUGAGUAAUGCUCUCACCUUGGCCACCUCAAUGAAACAUUUCUGGUUCCGCCACUGCAUCAGGGGUCUCGUGUUCUGUGUAUAUGACUGGCAACAUUUUAUUAUACUUACUUACAAAGAAGAUUUCCACUGAAAUGGUGUGUCAUUGCCUUUUAGUGCUGUUUUGUGGUCAUUUGUCAUUAAAAAAACAAAACAUAACGAUCAAUAGUCAAUAAAACAACUUACAGCAUUUAAUUAGCUGGCGAGCUAAGGUGUCCUGACCCGCGAUUUGGGGAAAUCUGUGUGAAGCUUAGCUUAGCUACGUAUGUCCACAUAAUAGAUUUACAAUUACAUUUAGUAGUUAAUGGUUUUAGCAAUGCUAUAUACGUUAUAUAUUUGUGACGUACUGUAUAUCGUACUGUAUAUAUCUAACCAGUGCCAAAAUGCUCUCAUAUUUUAUAAUACAGUAAGUAGUUUGUGUUUAUGUUAGCAAGUAGAUGGGUGAUGCCAUUGUGAUUCUAAGGGGUCCUGGCGCCGUUAGGCUGCAGCGGUUUCGUAUCCUUGUUAAAACAUAUUCCUCCUCCUCGUCCUCCAUGAACCGAAGAUUCAUUACAGUAUUCCAGAAGCCCCACAGCCACAUAACUUCUGUCUUCAUUGAGCAUGUAUGAUAGCCAGCGAUCAUACAAAAGGAAAUAGGCAGUUGUGCACGAAGGAAAUUGAUUGACAAUGGUCUACAGCCAAUCAGAACGCAGAAAACAAUGUUUCUCCCUUAGCCAAUCAGGACUGUUGUGGCGCUAUACAUACUGAGAGGAACUGGACACGUCUUCAACACUCACAUGUGUAUACAACGCCCUCUAGUGGUAGCAGUCGUACAUACAAUAACAGACAUGGAUAGAUCACUCUAAUACGCCACAAGGACGCAGAACACAAUUCGCGUUCAUACGCUGUUAAAAAAAAAACAUGCAAGAUUGCACUUUUAAAAAUUCUGCAAAAGAGCGAGUCCGCGAAAGGUAAAUCGCGAUGUAGCGAGGGAACACUGUGCUGUAAAAAAUGAAGGUGGGGCGAGCAGACUCUGAGAAUUAAGAAAGGCUUUUUAGCAGCUGAUAAAGUGCUCCUCUGAUAUAACCUGUAUAAUAUUUAAGACUUAUUUCCACUCCUGAAAUGAGUGGCUAUCACCUUUUUCUAUGCUCUCGUAGUUCCCAGUUAUUCUUGCACGUGCCAGUGUUGGUUGUCUCACAUUGAGGGUUGUUAUUAUUAAUUGAGCACUUUCAUGAGUUUUUGGCAAAGCAUGAGGAGAGAACAUCACUAUUUAAAUGCAUUUUUGCCACUUUGAAAAGAUGUCGGUUACAGUGAAUUCUAUUAUACAUCAUAUUGUUAAGUUAUUGUAUCCACCCUUGACUGUUGUAGAGCAAAUUGGUUUAGGCAAGAGAUUACACAAUAUCUUUUAGUGCUCCCUUGUCUGCCCCCGCGUGUAGCAAGAGGAUUCUUUUGGUCAACCACAGCAGAACAAGUAGACACAAGUAGGCAGAAUGUGCUAAAACAUCAUCAGCUUCACGCACAACCACUUUACAGUUUUUAUUUUAAGUUAGUUUUUUUUUGUGUGGGCGUCAUGUACCAUGUGUUGUACCUUAUUGUGAGCUUUAUAGUCUCGUCAUGUGCAUGUACUUAUGGACCCGCAGCACAAACCUUGCGUGUUUUGCUAGCCAAAUUUAUUUUGUAAUAAAAGAAGACUCCACGUGCACACAAUAAAUUAAAACAAAUAUGUAAACAUUCACAUACUUUAAACAAUCCAUAAGCAUGUUUCCAUGUCAGCGAUGUAAUAUAAAGCAGGGAGGCUUCACUAAAUACUGUAUGUAGCGUGCAUAUAUUUUAUUGCAGUAAAACUGGUUUUAUAGUUGUGAUGAGGUGUUUCUCGCAUUCUCAGGAACAUGAGUUGGGCUAAACAUUACAAACAGCUUCCAGCACAACCUUUUUAAAUGCAGAUUUUUUUUUAGAGUGUGCCGGUGAGGUGCAGUGAAGCCUCCCCGCCUCCAUAUACAGUACUUUAAAAAAAAGAAACCAAACAUGCCUAUUACACUUUUAAUACUGUGUGUUUGUGUGUAGUUCAGGCGUGAGACACGGGCAGCGAGGUCAUGGCGUACUGGGCUGGCAUCAGUGGUUGAAACAUAGAUGAAGGGGGAUGGACUGCAGGACACACACACACACACACACACUAGCAUCAUUACAGCAGUUACAUUGUUCAAUUAAUAAUGUCUGAUUGUCUUCUCCGAUGGAAUGGAUGAAUACAUGAUGUGCAUUUAGAAUGUAGAGCGGCGUCAUGCGUGUGUUCACAGUAAAAAUAAACACUACAUGGACAAAAGUACUGGGACACACCGAGUAAGCCUAUAGGGACAUUUUGUUUUUUUAUAUUUCCUUUUUUAUUUAAGACAUUUUUUGUUGCGUUGAAUGAAUAUAGAUAGAAUUUGCCAGAGGAUAAUAAUUCUUUAAACAAUUUAGAAUGGUCAUAUCUGUGUAAAACCGCAAAGCUACACAAAAAGUGACACAUUUUUUUCGUCGCGACAAAAAAUGCCUCAUUGAAAAUGGCACAAUUGAGCCUACAGUUAUCUUAACAUAAACUACUAACGCAAUCCUUUCAAUAGCUUGUUGGAUUACUGUUUCUAGUUGUAUUUUUAAAAUUUUGUCCACUAGAUGGCGCUACUUUCCCCCAAUUCAAAGCAUGCAGGCAAAUUUCUCACAUUUUUUUCUGGGUGCCUUGCUACUGCAAGUGUGUGUCUCUACUCAUUUUGGAUAACGGUGCAAGUCCAAAAAAAGGUGUACGUGUGUAUUUUAACUCAUUCAAUACCAAAGAUGUAGUUAUACGUUGUUAUAAACCCGAACGCCCGAUCCCAACAACACAUUUAUACAUCUUUUACAUUUAACUAAAGGAGGUGCUGAUGCAACUCCCCAUCAAAGGAUUAGGCUUGAGAGCAAUUUUAAUGCCAUAAAAACGGCCACUAUGUGGCAGAAGUGCAUCGUGAGUGGAAGGAGAAACACAUGACAGGGAGAGGAAGCCCUUGCAUUGUAGGGAAAUUUUAACGAAUGCACAUGCACACACACACACACACACACACACACACACACACACACACAUUGUUUCGUUCCAAAUGUGAAAAUUGUAAAUAAUUCAUGGUGUUAUAUUUGUAAAUAAAUUGUUAUUUUGAUGUAAAAAAAACAAAACCUUUUG